CCGAGGCCGGGCUGCUUCAGGGGGAGGCGCCAACUCGUCGCUGCGCCGGGCCCCCAACCGAGCAGUAACGGCGACCCAGAAGGCGGAGCGGAUGCGGCUCGGGCCUGCGCUGAGUCACAUUAACUUUAUCCUAGAAGACAACUUUACAAGGAUCUAGAAGGAGCAGGAUUAAAGAUGACUGAAUACAGGGCUCCAGAAAUUUAAAACAAUCAGGGGACUGCACAGGACUGAGUCCAUAUGGAGGAAGAGCUUUCCCUUUCCUAUGGAGAAAGUGGCAAGCCAGUACAGGCUACUCUGUCAUCUUUGAAGAUGUUAGAUGUGGGAAAGUGGCCAAUUUUCUCCCUUUGUUCUGAGGAAGAACUGCAGUUAAUUCGUCAAGCCUGUGUCUUUGGCAGUGCUGGCAAUGAAGUUUUAUAUACUACCGUAAAUGACGAGAUUUUUGUGCUUGGCACAAACUGCUGUGGCUGUUUGGGAUUAGGUGAUGUCCAGAGUACCAUCGAACCUCGGAGACUGGAGUCUUUAAAUGGCAAAAAAAUAGCCUGCCUCAGCUAUGGGAGUGGCCCCCAUAUUGUCCUUGCAACAACAGAAGGAGAAGUCUUUACCUGGGGUCAUAAUGCUUAUAGCCAGCUGGGCAAUGGGACAACUAAUCAUGGUUUAGUGCCCUGUCAUAUUUCUACUAAUUUGUCAAACAAGCAAGUCACCGAAGUUGCCUGUGGGUCUUACCAUUCUUUGGUGCUAACAUCUGAUGGAGAGGUAUUUGCCUGGGGUUAUAACAACUCCGGGCAGGUAGGCUCUGGGUCAACAGCUAAUCAGCCGAUCCCUCGAAGAGUCACGGGCUGCCUGCAGAAUAAAGUGGUUGUGAACAUAGCAUGUGGGCAGAUGUGUUCAAUGGCAGUGGUGAACACUGGGGAGGUCUAUGUCUGGGGUUACAAUGGAAACGGGCAGCUUGGACUUGGCAGUAGCGGCAACCAGCCAACACCCUGUAGGAUAGCAGCUCUGCAAGGCAUUCGUGUCCAGCGGGUGGCCUGUGGCUAUGCACAUACUUUAGUGUUAACAGAUGAAGGCCAAGUGUAUGCUUGGGGUGCAAAUUCUUAUGGCCAGUUGGGCACUGGCAAUAAAAGUAACCAGUCCUAUCCUGCGCCUGUCGUUGUGGAAAAGGACAGCAGCUGCUGCCGUCAGCCAAGCCCGUGCCCCACCCCUGACUUCCUGUGUGCUGCUAGGUGUUCCAGAAUCAUAGAGAUCGCAGCCUGCCAUUCAGCGCAUACGUCGGCGGCCAAGACCCAGGGCGGGCACGUGUACAUGUGGGGCCAGUGCCGGGGCCAGUCGGUGACCCUGCCCCACCUCACCCACUUCUCCUGCACCGACGAUGUGUUUGCCUGCUUUGCCACGCCUGCUGUCUCAUGGCGCCUCCUGUCCGUGGAACCCGACGACCACCUUACAGUGGCAGAAUCGCUCAAGAGGGAGUUUGACAACCCCAACACGGCCGACCUCAAGUUUCUGGUGGAUGGAAAGUACAUUUAUGCACAUAAAGUCCUUCUCAAAAUUAGGUGUGAGCAUUUUCGUUCUUCACUGGAAGACAAUGAGGAUGAUAUCGUAGAAAUGAGUGAAUUUUCGUACCCUGUUUACCGAGCCUUCCUGGAAUACCUGUACACAGACAGCAUCAGCCUUUCACCUGAGGAGGCAGUAGGGUUGCUAGAUUUGGCUACAUUUUAUAGAGAAAAUCGUUUGAAAAAGCUCUGCCAGCAAACUAUCAAGCAAGGAAUCUGUGAGGAGAAUGCCAUUGCGCUGCUUUCGGCUGCUGUGAAGUACGAUGCUCAGGAUUUAGAAGAAUUCUGCUUCAGGUUUUGCAUAAACCAUUUGACUGUAGUAACACAGACUUCAGGCUUUGCAGAAAUGGACCAUGAUCUUCUCAAGAACUUCAUCAGCAAGGCAAGCAGAGUUGGAGCCUUUAAAAAUUGAACCCCACCUGCAAGAAAGAAUUGUUAGCAUUUCCAUUUUUCCCUGCAAAAGCCAGAGAAUAACUUCUCCUUCAUAGUAUUUAUGAUGAGCUACACUUGACCGAAUACUUAUAUUCUAUCAAAAGGGGGUGGUGGUCAGUCUGCCCCAUCAGCUGAAAUCUGAAGUUGACGGCAGAAAGCAUUCAGUGCUCUCUGAUCAGCUGCGACUAAGCUAAGAAAGAAAGAAAGAAAAAAAAAACGGAAACGUCUUAUUUACCAUUUCCUCUUUUGAGUCAUUUAAGUUGGGACACUUUUGGUACAUCGGUCGAACUAUAUGCUAUUCUGGUCAAAUUUCCAUUCUUCCAAAGGCUGAUAUCACAUAGAGAGCUUGACAAGGGAGGCUGUCAUAUCACACUGUCAGCACCCGGCACGGUGCCCUGCAUACUAAGUAGGCACUCAGUUAAUUUCUUAUAAAUCUGAAGGAUGCUUGAGAACAGUUUUAUAUGUGGGAUACCGGAUGAAGGAGUAACUUGAACAAAAACAAAUUUGAAACGGCCUGUAACAUCUGAGGGUCAUGUUCUACUGGGAACUGGUUCUGAGUCAUCGUGGCUAACAUCAAACAUUAAUUAGAAUUCACAAACAGCCGUGGCAAUUUAAUUGUCAAAGUCCCAAGGGCUAAUUUUAAUUUUCUUUUUACUCUGAGUCAUUACUUUCUCAUGUGGGAUUAUUGAAUAUGAAGUACUGUCUCUGAAUGAAUGUUAUUUCUGGGAUUAUCUGCCUUACAUAAUUGCAUUAUGUCUUUUCCUUUUGUGUUAAGAGAGACUUGCUUGUGUAAGUAAAAAUGAUUCUGUGUUUCUCUUGUAGUUGACUUUUAUGUCCCUAUAAAACAGUUCUCUUAACCUGGCACAAAAAAAUUAUAAAGUGCUGGCUGAAAAGGAACUCAUAUUUCACGGACAGCAUUAACAAGAAUGAGAUAAAUUUAUACUUUUUAGAUCAAAACAAGUUACCCAACUGCAAGAGAGAAACUGGAACAGGAUGUAGGAAGUAGUGUCAGAUCCCUCUAAUAUGUGUUUCACAAUAUGAUAUGUGUUUCUCAAUAUAUUAUGUAAAGAAAAUUCUUUUGGAAUUAGAAACCUUGUUCUGAUGCUAAACUAUUUGAUAAUAAAAUGCUUAUUUGGAGAUAAUAAGACAAAUA
This is a messenger RNA of Lontra canadensis (Northern American river otter), 3132 nucleotides long. RefSeq names its product RCC1 and BTB domain containing protein 2 (gene RCBTB2). The coding region runs from base 238 to 1959 and encodes 573 amino acids. The record is from RefSeq and is a predicted model, not a curated record. The transcript is spliced from 15 exons. Gene Ontology annotation, molecular function: protein binding. NCBI's taxonomy places the organism in Eukaryota, Metazoa, Chordata, Mammalia, Carnivora, Mustelidae.